This is a messenger RNA of Blastomyces dermatitidis ER-3, 1405 nucleotides long. RefSeq lists its product as uncharacterized. Gene Ontology annotation, cellular component: proteasome complex; proteasome regulatory particle, lid subcomplex. The coding region runs from base 425 to 724 and encodes 99 amino acids. The transcript is spliced from 3 exons. Gene Ontology annotation, biological process: proteasome assembly; double-strand break repair via homologous recombination; mRNA export from nucleus. The record is from RefSeq and is a predicted model, not a curated record. NCBI's taxonomy places the organism in Eukaryota, Fungi, Ascomycota, Eurotiomycetes, Onygenales, Ajellomycetaceae.
CUUGAAUUGCCUCACUCUUCUUCCCUUUAAUGUCUAGAGCCCAGCUCUGGCGUCCUUUUAAAAAGGUUUUCUUGUCGGGCUUUAUUCUAUCGGCCUUAAAAACUCGUAUCGGACAAAAGCGUACGGAGUACCUUGAGCGUCAUAGUACUUGUGUCGCUGUAGAACGAUAGAUCUUGGCAUGUUUAUCAUGUUUGCUAUCCUGAGGUGCAAACAGUCACAUGAUAUCAAAACGCAUCAUACCGUGGUAUAAAUAUUGCAUCUUCAAAGCUCUCCAACACGGCACAAAAAUAAUUUAGCACACCUCUCCUAGUACUUACCACCGGCGAUACCGUACUUCACAUCUAAAACAUAGUCAAGCAAUCACCCAGGAGCAGAAAACCUCAAUCUCAAUCCCUGCCUACACCAAACACCAAAAUCUCCAACCAUGUCCGCCCAAGCCACAUCAACGCAAUCCACAAGCCAAAAACAACCUGAUGCUGCACCCCAGACUCAACAGCAGAAGCCCGCCGUCCUAGAAGAAGAUGACGAAUUUGAAGAUUUCCCAGUCGAAGACUGGCCUCAAGAAGAAGCUGAAACAACCGGCUUCGCGUCUGGCGGAGACACCACCAACCACCUCUGGGAGGAGAGCUGGGACGACGAUGACAACAAUGAGGAUUUCUCGAAACAGCUAAAUUUUGCUUGUAGGGAGGAGCUAAAAAAGGUGGAAGCGGGGAAGAGAUCAUAACAUUCUGCCUAUUCCGGUUUUUCUUUUUUCUGGGUGUGGGAGCUUUGUUUAUUAUUUUCUCCUCCUCUUGACGGACGGACGACCGUGGGAGGGGAUUGAUAUGGGAGUAUUGAUUUGAAACGAGAUGAUAUAAAUCAAAUAAACCGGCGCUGGGGUUCUUCUUUGUUUUAUUGUUUUUGUCUGUUUGUGCGUCUAAUCGUUGUUUUACUGCUGUUCUGUAAAACUAAUAGCUUUUCUUUUUUUCUUGUCGUUUUUUGUAUGGCUUUCCAUUUUACAGGUGAAAUGUUUCAGCAUUAUCUUGCUCCUUUGUGGUUUUCUUCCUAUCUUUCAAGAGUUCAUUGAAAAAGAGGGGGUAUAUUUGUUUAUAUGCGCAUGCGCCCUGAUCCCGAUACAAACACGACCGAACUGCUAUUAGACAACGACAGUGAGUGAAUUCGACUUUUGUUCUGCCUGCCAGCAAUGUUCUCUACCACGCUGCAUAGCAAUAGACGGUUGAGGAUAUUAGAAGAGACUCAACUCAAGAGGUUGAGAGAGUCAUCAAAAUAAUAAACCAUGAUGCAUCAAUAGGACUAUAUCAUGAAAGAUCCCUGGCCUAUCUUUCUUUUUUUUUUUUUUUUUAAAAAAAAAAAAAGAAAAUACCAUAAUCCAGGGGUAUUCCCCUAUCUUCAUCUUCGCCUAUUU